UUCGACCAUUUGGGAUCUGGAGAUCAGGUCACGCACAACACAUGGUGGACCUAGGAGACUCCUCGUGCUAUUUUGGAUGGGCAAAAUGGAAAAGAGUAGUUGGAGACGGGCAGAUCUUGGCCAUCCGCACAGAUGCAAGACUGGCAACUAGGCCGAGGGUGGGAAGUAGUCAGGCUUGAGCUAGUUGAAGGAAAGAGAGGAAGGUGACGGUUGUUCGGCACGCAGAACGGAGGAUUUACAAAGCGUCCGAGCCAAAUUCUUGGAGUCCAUGGAUCGACCAGACACCUUGCGUAUGUCGAGUACACCGAGCUUAGAUCUUUAUGACUGACUUGAUACAUCUAUACAACGUCCCACGCGCUAUUCCCACACGAAGCCCUCUUCGAUGAUGGUUGUGGCUUGUCUAAGCCCUCAAGGUAAGGGUCGGCAGGGAUGGACCGAAUAGGGUCCAUGGGGGGCCAAUGUCUUGGGACAGUUGGUGUGCCCAUCAAGGUUGCAGGUAUCCAAGGAGGAAGGAAUCAGAAACAUGCAGUGUCUUGGGACGGGCUUGGGUUGAGGGCUUGGGGCGCCGAGUUACGUACAUAGUCCCGGCCAUCAUGCCCGAUUUACCCUUCGCCAAUCAGAUCCUUGAGGGCUCUGUUUCGAUAGUAGACUGCUGCGUGUCUGGGCGCGAUGAACCAGAUUGGUCUUUGCAGGGAGGAUGGUUUGAGGCAAGGGAUGAUAGUCUUAUUUCCAGCUCCAGCACAACGGAUAUGAUACAUUUUUUUGGUCCGGCAAACUAUUGCGUGCGUGCAGAGCACGAAGACAUUACUUGUUUGGGAAAUGGGAGUCCAAGCGAGGAUGCAUUGUCAGGUCUUGUCAGGGGCAAUAAGGAUGGGUUCGGAGUAAGAGCAAAUGGACCAUGUGGAGAUAGACAAUACACGUGGGUUCCAUUGCGAGUCUGUUCCUGGAUUUCACCAUGUGCUAAGACCCUUGGUGCUUGCGAGAGCCAACGAUCUUCGCUGUCACUUGACGUGAAGAAGCAAGAUCCAUUGUGGGGAGAGGAAGGUACCUUAAGAGAUGGGGUGAAGAUGGCUAGUAUGGACCAUUGUUUCGGAAUGAGUGGUAACAAGAAAUGGGCGAGGACCACGAAGCCUGAGAAUCGGUUGAGCUCACGCAGAGAGAACUCCAGAAAGAAUGCUAGGAUCCUUGCUUAGCAAGCUUCAUGAUCCUUUCGACGCACGUGUUUCGCCUGCCCUUGUAGUUCUCGUUCUCCUC
Messenger RNA from Neurospora hispaniola, 1254 nucleotides. RefSeq lists its product as uncharacterized. The record is from RefSeq and is a predicted model, not a curated record. The coding region runs from base 459 to 1193 and encodes 244 amino acids. The transcript has a single exon. NCBI's taxonomy places the organism in Eukaryota, Fungi, Ascomycota, Sordariomycetes, Sordariales, Sordariaceae.